UUGUCUUGUCAGGGGCGCAGAUGUGCGCCAAACUCAGUCAACUAUAGCCGAACUCCGGCGCGUGGGGAAAGCGGAAAUCAAAUGUACCCUUAUGUUCCGCGCUGUGCGUGACGCCCACUCAAAACACGCGUGUUGCUUACGGAAGCAGAAGCAUACACCACGUACAAGACUCACAUUUCGGCGUAGACUCUGCUGCGGCACAACCAAACAUCUUUAUCAACCCAACCGGUGUCCAGGAGGAACAGGCGUGUUCCUUAGAUGAGCUGGGUAGUCUUGGACUUGUCGCAGGUCACUGGCAGCAGAGAACUGGAAGGAAAGGCGGCCAAAGGAGGUGUUGGCUUUGGGGAUGACCAGUGAGAUAUACGAGGCGACUGUAGUGACUGCUGGACGCCUGUAGUGACUAGCAUUAUGGGAUGUGGCACCUCCGUCACCACCGACAACAAGGGGAAGAGACUGACGACAGACCAGAUGGCCAAGAAAACUCCCAGCCCUGCACUGGCUAUGAAGGCAGCCAUCCUGAUCCAGCGCUGGUACAGACGUUACAUCGCCAGGUUAGAGAUGAGACAGCGAUACACCUGGAACAUCUUCCAGUCUAUAGAGUAUGCUGGGGAGCAGGACCAGCUACAGCUCUCCAGUUUCUUCAGUUUCAUGCUGGACAACUUCACUCAACUCAAUGGGAAUGGCCCAGGUUUUCCAGAAAUCCCGGUUGGAAGAUUCCAGGAAUCAGGAGGCAAUCUGAUCUCCCACCUGCUGGACCCAGUGGUUGACCCGUGGUCAGACAGAGAGAGACAGACCAUGUAUGAACAGAUCACUGUUCCUGAGUCCUACAGCGGUCCUCACCUCACCUUCCCCCUCACCGUCUCUCACACCAACGCCCUGCUCUCUGCAUUCAAAGAGCAACAGCCUCUCCAUGGCAGAUACAUGCUGCAGUUGUUACACCAGACUAAGAAGCUCCUGAAACAGAUGCCAAAUGUCAUUCACCUGUCCACACCCUACGCCAAGGAGAUCACAAUAUGUGGAGAUUUACAUGGCCGUCUAGAUGACUUGCUGCUCAUAUUCUACAAGAACGGCCUCCCCUCGGCAGAGACGCCGUACGUGUUCAAUGGAGACUUCGUGGACCGAGGGAAGAAGUCUGUGGAGAUCAUCAUCCUGCUGUUUGCCUACCAGCUCCUCUACCCAGACCACAUGACCCUGAACAGAGGCAACCACGAGGACCACAUCAUGAACCUCCGAUAUGGAUUCACUAAAGAAGUUAUGCAGAAGUACAAGACACAUGGCAGGGACAUCCUACUGCUGGUCCAGGAUGUGUUCAGCCUCCUCCCCAUAGCAACAGUCAUCGAUAACAAGGUGCUCAUCGUCCAUGGAGGAAUAUCAGACAUGACGGACCUGGAUUUCCUCAGCUCUAUAGAGAGACACAAGGUGAAAUCUGCCCUGAGGCUUCCUAGGAGGAGUCUGAACCAUCUGGAGGUGACUAGGAGCAGUAGACAGGGCCAGCCAGAGAGCCCCCGGUGUAGGAGCAGGGGCCAGCCAGAGAGCCCCCGGUGUAGGAGCAGGGGCCAGCCAGAGAGCCCCGGUGUAGGAGCAGGGGCCAGCCAGAGAUCCCCGGUGUAGGACAGGGGCCAGCCAGAGAUCCCCCGGUGUAGGAGCAGGGGCCAGCCAGAGAGCCCCCGGUGUAGGAGCAGGGGCCAGCCAGAGAGCCCCCGGUGUAGGAGCAGGGGUCAGGACCAUGGCAACACCCCGAAGAAGAGACGUCACCUCACCAGACAGGGCAGCUCCUCCUCUUCCUCCUCAUCCUCACUGUGCUCCCCCCGGGGGUCGUCCCGCCUCACUCUGUGCCGCUGCCUUUCUCCCAGCAUGCUGAGCCCCACCAACAACCUCCAGGUGCCCUUCCUGGACUCCUUCACCGCCCUCCCCGUCCGACCGCCGCCCAGGGAGGAGUUGGAGUGGAAACAGGUAGUAGAUUUGCUGUGGAGCGACCCGAAGAGCCAGCCAGGCUGCAGUCCCAACACCUUCAGGGGAGGAGGCAGUUACUUCGGGCCAGACGUGACUAGACGCCUGCUGGAGAGACACGGCAUGACUCUGCUGAUCAGAUCACAUGAGUGUAAACAGGAGGGCUACGAACUCUGCCACGGCGGACAGGUGAUCACCAUUUUCUCUGCGUCUAACUACUAUGAGGAGGGUAGUAACCGUGGAGCCUACAUUAAACUGGGCAGAGAGCUGGUCCCUCGCUUCUUCCAGUACCAGGUCAGCAGGAAUACCAGGAAACUCACCCUGACUCAGAGGGUGAAUGUGGCAGAGGGUUCGGCUGUAAGGGCUGUACAGGAGAAGCUGUUUUCCCACCGCUCAGAACUCAUGGCUGCCUUUCAGCAGUAUGACACAAGUAACAGUGGCUGUAUCUCUGUCAGUGAGUGGGCCCUGGUGUUGGAGUCAGUCGUGAGACUGGACCUGCCCUGGAGGACUCUGCGCCCGCGCCUGGCACAGCUGGCACCAGAUGGCAGCAUCGACUACCAGUCCUGCUUCGAGGACAUGGGCCCGGGACAACCCAUACCCCAGGUCACUCCAAACUUGGCUGAAACUCUUUACAGAUAUCGAACAGACCUUGAGAUUAUCUUCAACAUCAUGGACAAAGACCACUCUGGUCAGAUAUCCAUCGAGGAGUUCCGUCAGACCUGGCAUCUGUUUAGUGCUCACCUAGGUGUGGAGGUGGAUGACCGGGCCAUAGAUGAACUGGCUAAGAGUAUAGACUUCAACAAGGAUGGUAGCAUCGACUUCAAUGAGUUCCUAGAGGCCUUCAGGGUGGUGCACAAACUGGAUGUUAAGGACCAACAGCAGGGCUGAGAGAACUUGUUGUUGUGCUGAAGACUCACAUUAGCUACCCGGGCAAUGACUUGGCUUUAGCUCAGUGAGCCAACACUGGCAGCAGGGCUGAGAGAACUACAAAGACCAGCGGCUAGGCUGAGAGAACUACAAAGACCAGCGGCUAGGCUGAGAGAACUACAAAGACCAGCGGCUAGGCUGAGAGAACUACAAAGACCAGCGGCUAGGCUGAGAGAACUACAAAGACCAGCGGCUAGGCUGAGAGAACUACAAAGACCAGCAGCUAGGCAGAGAGAACUACAAAGACCAGCAGCUAGGCUGAGAGAACUACAAAGACCAGCGGCUAGGCUGAGAGAACUACAAAGACCAGCGGCUAGGCUGAGAAAACUACAAAGACCAGCAGCUAGGCUGAGAGAACUACAAAGACCAGCAGCUAUGCUGAGAGAGUACUACAAAAACCAGCAGCAGGCUUGAGGGGAGCCAUGCUCUCCUUGGCUUUAGCUCUGCAGGCUUAAACAGUCUUGUGGUCAACCAUACACUCAGUGUAGCACAUGCAGUUGCAUGAGUCAGGAAUAUAUCUAGGAGAUGUGGUCACCCUUCUCCCUGUGGUGUAGAACAUGUCUCAGAGGAGAACACACUACUCUCACCAGCUACUGAUAUGGAGACCGACCAACACACGUGAGGUUUCUACAGACAAAGCAGACAAGAGCUCCCCGCGGCAUGUCCUAGCUCUGCUCUGCAGACCAACAGCACUUUGCCCUAUCUUUUGUAGGUCUGAGACAGGGCUGUAACUCUGAGACCAGACUGCUACAUCCUCUCUUCAGGGUCAAAGGUCCAAUGCAGAUGUUUUAAUUUUAAAAAGUCUCAAUAUUAAAUAAUGUCUGGGUAAGUACCUUACUGCGAUUGUUUUUCAUUAAAAUGGUCAAAAAGAAACUAAAAUAGCUUAUUUUUAGCAAAGAGCUAUUUCUCAAGCAAGAAUUUAGCUAUGACAGUCUGGGAGUGGUCUGGAAAACUGAAAAUGAUCUGUUAUUGGCAGAGAGGUUUUGACGUCUUUCUUAUUGGUCUAUUAACUCAUUUACUUCCUGGUGAUGUCACCAGGCAGGUCAAAACCAUCCCACCAGAACAGGCUGAAAUGUAUUUUUAAACAACUCUUACACUUAAAAGGUCAUUAUCGUAAUUCUCUAAAUUUGACAGUAUUAUUCCAACCUCAUAAAAGGCAGCAUGUAAAGUGUUGGUCCCAUGUUUCAUGAAGCUGAAAUAAACAAUCCCACAAAUGUU
Oncorhynchus tshawytscha (Chinook salmon) is the source of this 4095-nucleotide messenger RNA. It is a transcript of the gene ppef1, whose product is annotated as protein phosphatase, EF-hand calcium binding domain 1. Gene Ontology annotation, biological process: detection of stimulus involved in sensory perception. The record is from RefSeq and is a predicted model, not a curated record. Gene Ontology annotation, molecular function: protein serine/threonine phosphatase activity; protein binding; calcium ion binding. Gene Ontology annotation, cellular component: cytosol; nucleus. NCBI's taxonomy places the organism in Eukaryota, Metazoa, Chordata, Actinopteri, Salmoniformes, Salmonidae.